AUGGCCGCACCCUAUGUCUCCGGUAGCCGUGCUCUCGUCACUUCUCUCUCCAGCCUGUCUGUUCCAUUUUCCUCGCUGUUUGUCAAACUCUACUCGUGGACUUCAGCUUGGCUUAGGCAUCACCGCUUCCAUCAUGCCUUCCCAGGACCUCUCCAGACAAGAAGCAGAUGUUUGUCUUCUGUCUUCCUGAAGCACCCUGUGUGUACCCGGAGUGCAGAACCUCUCCAUCUCACAUGUUAUAGAGAUAUUGUUCUAGGUGCUGGAUAUACGGUAGCAGACAAAACGAAGUCCUUUUCCUGGCAGACCUUGUGUUCUACUGGACUCUGA
This is a messenger RNA of Rangifer tarandus platyrhynchus (Svalbard reindeer), 327 nucleotides long. Lineage: Eukaryota; Metazoa; Chordata; Mammalia; Artiodactyla; Cervidae. The record is from the annotation of a GenBank genome assembly.